Messenger RNA from Durusdinium trenchii, 3486 nucleotides. The record is from the annotation of a GenBank genome assembly. NCBI's taxonomy places the organism in Eukaryota, Dinophyceae, Suessiales, Symbiodiniaceae.
AUGGCUUGCGAGUGGAGCAAAGCCAUGGGAGAAGAGGGCUUAUGUGAGGAAGUGGUUGAGGCUAUUCUGAAAAUGGGUUUCAAACGCAAAGCUUCAUUUGCGCAUGCCUUUGUCGACUCGAACGUCUUCGAAGAUUGGCUUACACGUUUCAAACUGAAGUUGGAUUCGUUCAAAGACCUGGACGAUGCGGAAUGGGCGAUGUCAACCUUUUCUCCUGGACGUUUGGUCUGCUUUGGGUGCUUACUGCAACGAUGUGGAUUGUUCAUUGCCGCCAUUACUGGCGCAGGGGACCGUGAAGAUCUCACACUUGAUCUCACGCUAAAAGACGUGGCAGCAGGACAUGCUUUUGAACUUCUUGGCGGUGAAGCUGAAGCGAAGCUGCGUUGGGGUGACCUUGUAGCUGCGGGCAAACUAGGGAUUGCUCAACCACCUGGCAAAAAACCUCGUCUCAUUGGGGACGGCACCGUCUCUGGCGCAAACAGCCGUUGUGUGAUUGAGGAAAAGGUACGCUUGCCAACAUUUGAAAGUGUGCAACGUUUCAUGUCACUCACCCAGCCUGGGGAGUGCUGGGGCGCACUGAACUUCGAUGUGAGGGGAGCUCACAAGCUGGUGAAGGUUGCCCCUGCAGAGCAGGGUCUAUCCUGCUUUGUGGUCAAAGGCCGCUGGUUUGCCUACAGGUCUUGCUAUUUUGGAUGUCGGUGGGCAGCUUACUGGUUCUCGCGGGUUGGUGCCUUCCUCGUCCGGCAUUGUCACCAAUUUCUUUGGGUCAAGCACGGUUUUUUCCUCUACGUGGAUGAUGGGCUAGCAUUGUUUCCUGCCGGGCUGUGCCCCCUCUUGGCUACAUCCUUGCUCCUUUUCUUAGCAGCGCUUGGAGUCCCUCUCUCUUGGGAGAAAGUGCGCAUGGGCCACUUGCAAUCGUGGAUUGGUUGGUCUUUUGAUGGGGGUCUUGGCCAAGCUGAAUUGCCGGACAACAAGCGGCAGAUGUUGGUGGGACUACUACAAGAAUUGACAUCGGCGCGGCGCAAGGAUUUGCGGGAUUGUGAUGUGCUCCGUGGAUGGAAACUCCAUUCAGUUUGGAAUUGCACAGUGUCCACUCUGGACAGCGAGCCUUUGAGAAUUCCGCGGGUUCGCCAGGGAUCGAUUAGCUGCGUUUUCUUUGAUUAUUCUCAGGAUAUGGUUCCAUGCAACCGGGCCUCCACUUGGGCUGCACAGUUUUUUCUUCGUGCAGUUGAGCGCCAAGUCAAAAUUCCUCUUCGGGCCGCAGCUGAUGCAUUUGCCACCCAGCAUCACGCUGGCAUUGGUGGUUGGUGGUGUCCAUCGGCUGAUGUCAGGAAGUCUGAAGUGUCGUGGUUCAGUGAGCAGUUGGUUCCAGCAUCUUUGCCGGCUUGGCUGUGCGCAAAAGCGACCUUGCAGCAAGAUAUCGCCUCCUUUGAAGGAGUGGCGCAGCUGUGCUUGCUUGUCGCGCGGACAGGCUGUGAAGAUACUCCAGGGGGCUACACUUUGCGCUUGCGUCAGCUGUGUGACAACUCGGGCACUGCUGCUAGAACCCUUGUCCUGCAAGGAAGAAUGCAGCGAUCAGCAUCUCUAGAGCCCAAGUGCUCUGACCAAAGCCCUGACCUGGGAAGGUUGCGGCAAAAACGGCUGCAGCGGCAGGGCCAAGCAGCAGAUGUGGAGGCGCUUCUGCACCCCACGGAAGGCUCAGAAGGUCCACCAAAUGGCAGUGACCAAAGGCUGGAUGCAUCUCGCGCUAGGGUGGAGAAGCCCAGUGAGCUUCCGCCCUUCACGCCAGAGAGCUGCCCCAGCUCGCCGGAGGAGCUGCGGCAGUGUAUCUUGAGGUUUUUGGCUUCUGGUGGUUGUAGCUGCCCGGUCAGUGCGGUGGGGCUUAACGCUGCCUUGCGUCGGGAACACUUGAGGGCUGGUCAUCCGCGCUCCGCACUCUCAGUGUUUAGGGCUUCGGACACGGUUGCUGCUUUGUUGGUGAUUCGCCAGAGCCUGCAGGAUCUGAAUGACCCUGGUGCACUUGUACUGGAUGGAGAUGGGGAGGACUUGCUGAUCGUGGAUGCGGAACCAGCAAGGAUCGCCUCCCUUUUGCACUCCUUGGGGGCUGGUGAGAGUCGUGCGAAGCGCGCGCGACUGGAGGUCAGCUCAAUGCCACCGGUCCAGGACUUCCAUCUGGGCUCUGCCAUGUUGACCCGAAUGCCAUCAGCACAGGGCAAUGGCCAUGAGUCUGUGAGCGUAGAAGAUCUCUUGCAGGCACCUACAGCCAGACAGCGCCAGCUCAUCGAUGCGGGGGAUGAGCUCCGACAGCUCUUGGCGGAGCCCACCGCGCGGCAGAGCUUGACAGCCCAGAAGUUCAUGAACAAGACUCAGAACAUGGCGCAGUUCUGCCCGCAUGGCAGCCGCUCAGACUGCCGUGCUGCAACUGGCUUCAUGUCUGCAUGUGCCAAGAUUCAUUUCCGAAAGGUCAUCAAACCCUGGACUGACGAGUCGCUUGGCGACUGUUCGUACCUCGACACUUGUCGGCACAUUGAGAAAUGCAAGUACGUCCACUAUGCGUUAGACCUCACUGUUGAACAAACGAGAUACCUGCAAGAACGUGGUGUCCACAAUCGGGGCACCGACACGAAGCGCAUCAAUGAGCUGGUGAUGAAAGGGAUGAAUCUGCCGGCGCAAUGGAUCCAUUGCGACCUGCGCUCCUUUCCCCUGUCCAUCUUUAAAGGCUUGAUCAGCGUGGUGAUGGCCGAUCCUCCAUGGGAUAUCCACAUGGAGUUGCCCUACGGGACUUUGACCGACGAAGAGGUGAAGAACCUGAACAUCGGGGACAUCCAUGAGCAUGGGAUGAUCUUCUUGUGGGUGACUGGACGGGCCAUGGAGCUGGCGCGGGAGUGUUUUCGCUUGUGGGGAUACAAGAGGAUCGAAGAGAUCGUUUGGGUGAAGACGAAUCAGCUUCAACGGAUCAUCCGCACCGGCCGGACGGGGCACUGGAUCAAUCACGCAAAGGAACACUGUUUGGUUGGCAUCAAAGGCAACCCAAAGCUCAACAGGAACCUGGACUGUGAUGUGAUCGUCAGCGAGGUACGUGAGACUUCUCGAAAGCCGGAUGAGAUAUACAACCUCAUCGAGCGGAUGUUUCCAAACUGUCAGAAGCUGGAGCUCUUCGGAAGGCCGCACAAUGUCCACGAGAACUGGAUCACCUGCGGAAAUCAGCUGGAUGGAGUUCGCCUGGUGGACGAGGAGAUUGUGAAGAGGUACAACGAGGAGUUCCCCCAGACACCAACCACGCCAUGGCGCAGAGCCAAAGAUGAGCUCAUUGCCUAUGGAGGCGAUGAUGCCCCUUGGGUUCCACCAUCAGAGGCACCCAAACAACCACCACCCUCGACAAGCGAGGCUUGGGUUCCGCCGCCACCACAGGCCGGUUGGCAUGCACCGCCUGCAGCGCAUGCAGCGCAUGCAUCCAUGUCCUGGGGCUGGCCGCUAAUGAGGUGA